CCGGCCCAUCGGUCUCCUCGCCAGCGCCACCGCCAUGAGCCAGUCCCGCGCUGUCACCCGCUUGCGGACCGUGCUGGCACACCUCGGUGGCCCCCGGGCCAAGGCCGUCGUAGCUCACCCCAUUUCAAAAUCUAUUUCCUCUGCCAAUGUCCAUCCUCAGCAAUUCCAGUAUACUCUGGAUAAUAAUGUUCUAAGCCUGGAACAAAGAAAAUUCUAUGAAGAAAAUGGGUUUCUUGUCAUUAAAAAUCUAGUAUCCAGUGCUGACAUUCAACGCUUUCAGAACGAGUUUGAAAAAAUCUGCAGACAGGAGGUGAAACCACCAGGAUUAAAUAUAAUGAGAGAUGUGACCAUUUCGAAAUCAGAAUACGAUCCAAGAAAUGAAAACAUGGUUUACAAGGUCCAGCACUUCCAAGAAGAUAAGGAGCUCUUCAGAUACUGCACUCUCCCUGAGCUUCUGAAGUAUGUGGAGUGCUUCACUGGACCCAAUAUUCUGGCCAUGCAUACAAUGGUGAUAAACAAACCUCCUGAUUCUGGCAAGAAGUCAUCCCGUCAUCCCUUGCACCAGGACCUGCACUAUUUCCCCUUCAGGCCCAUCGAUCGCAUCGUUUGCGCCUGGACAGCGAUGGAGCACAUUGACCGCAACAAUGGUGGUCUGUGCGUGAUCCCGGGCACCCACAAAGGCCCCCUGCAGCCCCACGAUUACCCUCAGUGGGAGGGGGGAGUUAACAUAAUGUUCCACGGGAUCAAGAACUUCAAGGACUACGAUGCCCGUGUACACAUUGAGUUGGAGAAGGGGGACACUGUUUUCUUUCAUCCUUUGCUGAUCCACGGGUCUGGUCGGAACCAAACAAAGGGAUUCCGGAAGGCAAUUUCCUGCCAUUUCACCUGUGCGGAUAGCUACUACAUUGAUGUGAAGGGCACCACUCAAGAAAACAUCGAGAAGGAGCUUAAGGGGAUAAUAACUGAAGGCUAUGAGCUUGAUGACAGCAUCACCUUGAAGGACAUAUGGAAGUUCCAGGCUCGUCUGGUGAAAGGAGAAAGAACCAACCUUUGAAAUAGCCCUUUGCUACAACUCUUUUAAAGGAAACCAAAAUGAAACAAGGUGUCUAAGGACACCUUUUUUUUUGAGACAGAGUCUCACUCUGUUGCCUGGGCUAGAGU
Messenger RNA from Lemur catta (Ring-tailed lemur), 1161 nucleotides. RefSeq names its product phytanoyl-CoA 2-hydroxylase (gene PHYH). The transcript is spliced from 9 exons. Gene Ontology annotation, molecular function: phytanoyl-CoA dioxygenase activity. The record is from RefSeq and is a predicted model, not a curated record. Lineage: Eukaryota; Metazoa; Chordata; Mammalia; Primates; Lemuridae. Gene Ontology annotation, biological process: fatty acid alpha-oxidation. Bases 35 to 1054 code for a protein of 339 amino acids.